CAGCGCUCUUUCAGCAUCCUCUCAGGCAAGAGCCCCCAAAUCUGUGACAGUGAGCACACUGAGACAGCUCUUAAAGAAUGGCAACUCUCAACACUACUCACUGGAACGAGACUACGUCCAUUUCCCAGUAUCUGGGCUUCCAAGUGCAAAAAAUUUACCCUUUCCACGACAACUGGAACACUGCCUGCUUUGUUAUCCUGAUCAUAUUCAUCUUUACUGUAGUUUCUCUGGUGGUGUUGGCUUUCCUCUACGAACUGCUGGACUGUUGCUGCUGUGUGAAAAAUAAAACUGUCAAAGACUUGGAGAAUGAACCCAACCCUGUCAGGGCAAUGCUGAACAGCUUCAGAAGGCGUGACACAGAGGUGGUGUAGGGAGCACCUGAAGAACGUUUAACACCAGGAGUGAAGCCUCUUGUACCUUUAUGAACGAGCAAGUCACAUGAAGUUUUUCUUCUUCUGGACUUAAAUAUAGU
Calypte anna (Anna's hummingbird) is the source of this 472-nucleotide messenger RNA. RefSeq names its product small integral membrane protein 18 (gene SMIM18). The coding region runs from base 78 to 371 and encodes 97 amino acids. The transcript has 2 exons. The record is from RefSeq and is a predicted model, not a curated record. Lineage: Eukaryota; Metazoa; Chordata; Aves; Apodiformes; Trochilidae.